Pseudopipra pipra is the source of this 1226-nucleotide messenger RNA. RefSeq names its product OTU deubiquitinase 3 (gene OTUD3). Lineage: Eukaryota; Metazoa; Chordata; Aves; Passeriformes; Pipridae. The record is from RefSeq and is a predicted model, not a curated record. Gene Ontology annotation, molecular function: cysteine-type deubiquitinase activity. The transcript is spliced from 8 exons. The coding region runs from base 31 to 1170 and encodes 379 amino acids. Gene Ontology annotation, biological process: protein K48-linked deubiquitination; protein K11-linked deubiquitination; protein stabilization.
CACGUGCCCGCUCCCGGCGCCCCGCCUGGGAUGUCCCGCAAACAGGCGGCCAAGGCCCGGCCCGCCGGGGCCAGGAAGGGCCGGCGGCCCCGCAGCCCCCUCGCCGGAUCGGCCCCGGGCCCUGCACCGGCCGGCGGCGGCGGCGGCGGCCUCGCCGGGCAGCUCCGGGCCCUCGGCCUCAAGCUGCGGGAGGUGCCGGGCGAUGGCAACUGCUUGUUUCGGGCCCUGGGUGACCAGCUUGAGGGGCACUCCAGGAACCACCUGAGGCAUCGGCAGGAAACGGUGGAUUACAUGGUGAAGCAGAGGGAGGACUUUGAGCCAUUUGUGGAGGAUGAUGUGCCCUUUGAGAAACACGUUACCAAUUUGGCCAAGCCUGGGACCUUUGCUGGCAAUGAUGCUAUUGUGGCCUUUGCAAGGAACAAUCAAAUCAAUGUGGUUAUUCAUCAACUCUAUGCUCCACUGUGGCAGAUCCGGGGCACAGACAAGAGCAAUGUGAGGGAGCUGCACAUUGCUUAUCGUUACGGGGAGCACUAUGACAGCGUGAGGAGGAUCAACGAUGACUCAGAAGCUCCAGCAUAUCUUCAGAUGGAGUUGCUUUGCAAAACCAAUGCAAAUAAGACAGAGGAAGUGAAGCCACAGAAGGGUGACUCUGAGGAUGAGACUGAAGCGGAAAUGGAAAAUGCUGUACAAAAAGUGUGCAAUGCAACAGGGUGUUCAGACAUGGAUUUAGUAAGCCACAUCCUGGAAGCGGAGGAUUACAACAUAGAAUCUGCAAUAUUUGCGAUCUUACAAGUGAAGGAAGGAGAAGGAACAAGUACCAAGGAGCAGCAGAAACCCCAGAGCAGGGAUCAGAAAUCCUGCAGCAAAACAUUGUGGGAGGAGAAUGGAAGCGGUUCAAGAAUCUUUGGAAAUCAGAGCUUGCAUCAAAGUGAAACAGGAAACAACAAAGGACAGGCUGGAUCCAGUGGAGAGAACCAAGCCAGCAGGAAACCACAGGUAGCUAAAAAACAGAAGAAGGAGCAGCAGAGGCUAGAGAAGAAGAAGCGGCAGGAGGAGAGGCACCGGCAGAAGGUCUUGGCCAUGAAGAACAACUGUGCAGAUGACAGGACAGAGACAGACCCCACCAACCACAUCACCUUGGUGAAGACCAUGGCAACCCUAAACAUAUGACUGUGUGCUGAGUACUCUGGGGAGAAAAGCAAAUAAAACUGAUGAAGACAAAACUC